Belonocnema kinseyi is the source of this 1502-nucleotide messenger RNA. Its product is annotated as zinc finger protein 54-like. Lineage: Eukaryota; Metazoa; Arthropoda; Insecta; Hymenoptera; Cynipidae. Gene Ontology annotation, biological process: regulation of transcription by RNA polymerase II. Gene Ontology annotation, molecular function: DNA-binding transcription factor activity, RNA polymerase II-specific; RNA polymerase II transcription regulatory region sequence-specific DNA binding. Bases 672 to 1382 code for a protein of 236 amino acids. Gene Ontology annotation, cellular component: nucleus. The transcript has 3 exons. The record is from RefSeq and is a predicted model, not a curated record.
AAAUUAAUUUUGAAUAAAAUUUAAGUAUCGGAAGUAAUACUUUCGUUAUAAAAAAACAGAUGUAACUGAAAAGUGUAAAGAGCAAGGUACUUCUUGAAAAGAGUAUCUUUUUUUAAUAUUUAAAAAGUUUCCAAUUCUUUGGACGAAUUUUGCUUCACGCAACAUAAAAAUCAUAACCAUAUUUUAAAGUGUAACAAUAUGUUUGCUAGAAGUAAACUUUAAUUUCAAAAAGUUGGUCUUUCAUUGAUUUUUCGUAACUAUUUCUUUCCAAUUUAGACAACCAUUAAUAUUAUUUUGCCUGUUUGCGACCCGUGAAAUGUAUAUAUACUAAAAUAUUUUUUCGUGUGAUGGGUAAGAUCUUCGUCUGCUUUAUACACUUAUUUUGAAACUAUUGUUUUAUAAUUUAUUACAAGUACUGAUUUUGGUGUAGGCAAUAUCACAUCAGAAUUGAAUUUCCAAUAUAAUAAUUCUCCUAACGCAAACUUUGCUUUUACUUUGUUACAGAUAAUAUAGGAUUUGAGAAUUUUAGAGUUGAGACGAUUUCAAAAUAUCAGGCGCUAUCAGAGAAGUUGGAAUUUUCUCCACAUAGAUGUAAAUUCUGCAGCAAGUCUUUUGAAUCAUAUGAAUAUAAAAGGCAUCAUGAAAUCGACUAUUGUCUCUAUAAGCCGCAAAUGAACCGCAAAGAAAAUUUAUAUACUUGCGAAAUUUGUAAUGCUAGUUACAGUCAUAAGACCAGACUUUCGUAUCAUAAAAAUCAUGAUUGCGGACGUUUACAUACUUGCAAUCAAUGUGGAAAUUUUAGGGCUACAAGUGAUGAAUUUUUCUGGUGCCGUUUCUGCAAGCAGAGUUUUCAACAAUUUGUAUAUAAAGAGCAUCAUGAAAUGUACGAUUGUAUCCACUCGUAUAGACCCCGAAGGAGCAACAAAAAAUUUAAGUCAUACACUUGCGAAAUUUGUCAUGCUAGUUACACUCAUAAGUAUAGACUUUCUUUUCACAAAAAACAUGAUUGUGGCCGUUCGCACACUUGUGACCAAUGUGAAAAUUUAGAGUUCUUUUGGACGGAAAUGCCGAAUUUAAUAGAUAAUUCAAAACUUCAGUCGACAUCUAAGGACUCAAGAGUUGGCAUUCAAAGAUGCCGAUACUGCAAGCAGUUUUUCGAGCAAUUGGAAUAUAAAAAGUAUCAUGAAGUAAAUGAAUGCAUCUAUAAUCCGCGGAAGGCGCAUACUUGCGAAAUUUGUAAUGCUAGUUACACUCAUAAGUAUAGACUUUCUUACCAUCAAAAGCAUGAUUGUGGACGUUCACAUACUUGUAACAAAUGUGGUAAAAUAUAUUCGGAGAUUAGCAAUUUGAAAAGGCACUUGCGAAAAGAACACUUUAUGUAAAUCGACUGUGAAUAAAAAAUGAGCCCGUAAAAUAAUAUAAAUCAGGGUCUUCGGUAUAGUUACAAAGGUUCGUUGUAUGUCAGAAAUAAUCUUUAAAUAAAUAGAAUAAUUUUUUUGCAC